AUGAACCCGCAUCAAGAUCCCUGGCGAGUGAGGAUUAACGGCCCAGCCACCCAAGAGUAUGAAGGCCCUAUAGCUGGUGACACCGGAGCUUGUGACGGAGGUAGCCGAAGGCCAUUCUGUCUUGGAACAUUUGGGAGCGGAUCACAUGCAGUGGCUGGGUUUUUAGGGAAGUGGGCCGCAGAAGUCGAGAAGAGGGAUCUAAGCAAGGAGUGGCAUGCAGUGAGUAAUGCAAGUCAUAGGGUGGUAGAGGAAAUAUUAGGAAAAUCAUCUGACCACUAUGAGUGGAAGAAAUUGCUCAUGUGUAUAGUGUCAGGAGCUUUAGGGUUAAGAAGAGUGAAGGCCGAUCUUCCAAGUGGAGAAGUAGAAAUUUGGGAGCAAGCAAACUGGCAGCUCGCCUUAAAUAAAGGUAUCCAAUCUCCCUGGAACCAACAGGCAGCCGGUCAAGGGGCCUUGGUGGCAUUGACUUGUUUAAUAAGGGCCUUACUAGGGAACCGAAGGGGCGGUCCAGAAGUAAGUCAAGGAACAGAGGAAUUAUGCCAAAAUCUCUGGUCCUUGGUAAAAAUUAACACGCGACAACCAGACCAAGGUGAAACCACCAAGGACAUCAAAUCACUAGGCCAGUUCCUGAACCUGCUCCCCGAGAACCCGGAGGGAGGGAGCCUACGGUAUGGUAGUUUGGGGCUUCUGUUGAGUAUAUAUUAUGGGAUGAAUAAAUGCUGUAAGAGGGAAGCCCCUUUUGAAUUAACAGGAUUAGUUGAUAAGGGCAGCUGGGAAUUGGGGGGUAUGGGAGCAUGUACAAUAAAUCAGGACGUUCUUAGCUGUAGUGGGGAUUAUUCACAGCGAGACCAAAACAGACUGACAAUAUGGAAGGCUGGUUCCAGCGUAUUAUUCAGCAAGACCCCCCAGAAGAUAGGGGACCAAGAGUUGAUCCAACUAGAGGAAGUUAGCCCAGAAUCUGAAGGAGAUUUCAUGAGACCGGUUAAAGUCUCUCCUAAAACUGACCAAAGCGGGAGCCAAAGUAGUAGCAAGCCGGACGUGGGUGGUAUGAUUGGGGGGCUAGUAGGGGUUAUAUUAGCCGUAGCGAGUGUCUAUGGUAUAUCUCGUGUGUAUUUUGGACGCAGUCGCCGCAAUUCGAGGAGGGGGAUCGCUGGUCGUGAUAGUGAAGUGUACAUCAGGUAUGAAAAAUCCCAGGGAGCUUACCCCCCAGAGGGGCGAACACCCCCAAAUAAGGUUGAGAUCGAAUAG
This is a messenger RNA of Plasmodium inui San Antonio 1, 1245 nucleotides long. RefSeq lists its product as hypothetical. The record is from RefSeq and is a predicted model, not a curated record. The transcript has 2 exons. NCBI's taxonomy places the organism in Eukaryota, Apicomplexa, Aconoidasida, Haemosporida, Plasmodiidae. The coding region runs from base 1 to 1245 and encodes 414 amino acids.